Molecule: messenger RNA, 642 nt
Organism: Fusarium vanettenii 77-13-4
Lineage: Eukaryota; Fungi; Ascomycota; Sordariomycetes; Hypocreales; Nectriaceae
Exons: 2
Coding region: 84-407 (107 amino acids)
Source: RefSeq, a predicted model, not a curated record
CAUAAAACCAUCCGCAUUCUCUCCUCUACAUCAUCGUCAAGGCUCUUUCUCAUACCCGAAAACGAAAAAGAACCAGCAUCACCAUGAUUUCCGCUACCAUCAUCUCCUUCCUCCAGCUCUGGCUCGCAUCGCUUGCCUUUGCUGCCCCUCUCGCCGAAGGAGGGGUCGAGGCGACCAAGGCCAACCCGUGGCAGUACGGCACCGGCGGUGGAAUCAUCGGCUUCAUCGUCCUCGUUCUUGACAUUCUUGUCUGGAUCGAAGUCCUCCAGUCGAACCGUCCCCCCAUGCACAAGCUUCUUUGGUGCCUCGUCGUCUUCAUCUUCCCCAUCGUCGGCAUGAUCAUCUACUGGUUGUUCUCGAACCGCAAGGAGCACCAGCGAGGUGCUGGAUACCAGCCUGUUGGCUAAAUGCUGUACCUUUGGUCACCUUCGUUUGCCUGGCAAGGAUACGAGUUAUGAGCUUAGCAUGGCACGAGGGAAAGCGAUCAGGGUCAGAUCGAUAACGAGAGAUGAGAUGAUUUUCGAGGACUGGUUGAUUAUUCGGCGUUGGGAUCGAGUAGCAGGCGGAAUACGGAACACCAAGACUGGCACCCUUCUUUCAGGACAGUGAAAUUAACCUAUUAAAACAUCGUGUUUACCACUA